Molecule: messenger RNA, 1083 nt
Organism: Melitaea cinxia (Glanville fritillary)
Lineage: Eukaryota; Metazoa; Arthropoda; Insecta; Lepidoptera; Nymphalidae
Product: seminal metalloprotease 1-like
Exons: 8
Coding region: 1-1059 (352 amino acids)
Biological process (GO): proteolysis
Molecular function (GO): zinc ion binding; metalloendopeptidase activity
Source: RefSeq, a predicted model, not a curated record
AUGAAACUAGUAUGUUCGCGCACGCAGGGGUCGACAAUUUCCAGGCCAUUCUCCGAAAAAAGCGAGAUCACUUUUAAGGCGAGUGCGUGGCAGCCGCAACUAGAGUCAUCGCCGAUAGCGGAGACCCCGUUUAGGAUCCUGGGGAGGGUCAACAACGCGCAUGUAAUGCUUCUGAUGUUUGCAGACGUCUCUAGGCUACCAAUGAAUAAUUAUGAUUUGGGCAACAAGUUUGAAGAUAAGAAAUUAGAUAAGUCAGCCAAAAAUUUAAUACCAAGUAAAAAUCGUAAUUACAUAAAUACGAACUAUUACGUAGAAUGCGGUCGUAUGUCUCAACCAUCACAGAUCGUACAACGACGUACAUUUAAUGAAUCUGAUUCAGCAAUCAGUUUUGACAAUAUAAAUUAUUAUAGUAAUAAAUUGUGGCCAUUAGGAGUUGUUUUAUUCGGAUUCGAUGAUGAUUUGAUUAUGGCAAGAUCACAAGAUUAUAAAAGGCUUAUACACGCAAUGGCGGCAAUUGAACAAUACACUUGUAUAGUAUUCCAAAAAUAUAUACCCGAUGAUAGUUUGGAUGCUAAAAGUUAUAUAUGGUUUGAUAAAGAAGGCGAAGACAUGCCCUUACUCGGGUUUAGCGGCGGUAAACAGUCGAUAAACUUAUCAUCUUUCUUAAACGGUGCUCCGGGACACACAGCUCACGCUAUCAACAAUUUAUUACGGAUACUCGGCAUCCACAUGAUGUCGAAUCGUUAUGAUAGGGAUAAUUACGUAACUAUUAAUUGGGAUAAUGUGGAAAAAGGUAAAGAACAAUAUUUAGAAAGGUCACCAGAGAAAGCGUGGAUAGCGUCGAUUCCGUAUGACUUCGACAGUGUAACUCACGCGCCAGCUAACUACAUGUGCAGUAAUUGUGACCUCGGAGACACCACAGUACAGCCUUUACAGGAUCAUCUUUGGCAACGAACAUUUUCAAUGGGCCAUAGAAAUACACUUAGCGACUCUGAUAUACGCACGGUAAACUUACUGUACAAUCCACAGUGUAAUGAACGUUACACGUCACUUAAAUAAGUAAAUAAAAUUAUAACUAAAAAA